Molecule: messenger RNA, 1651 nt
Organism: Camelina sativa (false flax)
Lineage: Eukaryota; Viridiplantae; Streptophyta; Magnoliopsida; Brassicales; Brassicaceae
Product: protoheme IX farnesyltransferase, mitochondrial
Biological process (GO): heme A biosynthetic process
Cellular component (GO): mitochondrion; membrane
Molecular function (GO): protoheme IX farnesyltransferase activity
Source: RefSeq, a predicted model, not a curated record
AAAAAGUGAAAGAGCCACCGUGACUCGAUUAUCUGAAGCCAAAAAUCAAAAUCUCUUCAUUUCAUAUGAUGAAGAAGUGUCUCUCCAUCUCCUUCAACGCGUAGAAGAAAGGUUUCAGACGACUGAACGUGUUUAGUUUCGUAAGAUGUGGCGAAGAUCUGUUGUCUCUCGUAUCUCGUCUAGGAUCUCUGUUUCUUCUUCUUCGUUACCGACAAACCCUAGACUGAUUCCUUGGUCUCGCGAGUUGUGUAUCGUUAAUAGCUUCACCGAGCCUCCGCUUCCGUCAGAGUCAACUGCUAAGUUAGGGAUCACUGGGGUUAGAUCCGAUGCGAAUCGAGUUUUUGCCUCAGGUACUGUCGCCGCCGCAGCUACCACCGGUGAGGUUUCGUCUAGAGUUGCGGCUGUGGCUGGUUUAGGGCAUCACUACGCUCGUUGUUAUUGGGAGCUUUCUAAAGCUCGACUUAGUAUGCUCGUGGUUGCGACUUCUGGUACUGGUUAUAUUCUUGGUACGGGAAAUGCUGCAAUUAGCUUCCCGGGGCUUUGUUACACAUGUGCUGGAACUAUGAUGAUUGCUGCAUCUGCUAAUUCCUUGAAUCAGAUUUUUGAGAUAAGCAAUGAUGCGAAGAUGAAGAGAACAAUGUUACGGCCAUUGCCUUCAGGACGUAUUAGUGUUCCACACGCUGUUGCAUGGGCUACUAUUGCUGGUGCUUCUGGUGCUUGUUUGUUGGCUAGCAAGACUAAUAUGUUGGCUGCUGGACUUGCAUCUGCCAAUCUUGUCCUUUAUGCAUUUGUUUAUACUCCGUUGAAGCAACUUCACCCUAUCAAUACAUGGGUUGGGGCUGUUGUUGGUGCCAUACCACCAUUGCUUGGGUGGGCUGCAGCUUCUGGUCAGAUUUCAUACAAUUCGAUGAUUCUUCCAGCUGCUCUUUACUUUUGGCAGAUCCCUCAUUUUAUGGCCCUUGCGCAUCUCUGCCGCAAUGAUUAUGCAGCUGGAGGUUACAAGAUGCUGUCACUCUUUGAUCCGUCAGGGAAGAGAAUAGCAGCAGUGGCUCUUAGGAACUGCUUUUACAUGGUCCCUCUCGGUUUCAUUGCCUAUGACUGGGGAUUAACUUCAAGUUGGUUUUGCCUCGAAUCAACACUUCUCACAAUAGCAAUAGCUGCAACAGCAUUUUCAUUCUACCGAGACCGGACAAUGCAUAAAGCAAGGAAGAUGUUCCAUGCGAGUCUUCUCUUCCUACCUGUUUUCAUGUCUGGUCUUCUUCUACACAGAGUCUCUAAUGAUAAUCAGCAACAACAACUCGUAGCAGAAGAAGAAGCCGGUUUAUCAAAAGAAGUAAAAGCUCCUAGACGAAAGAAACGUGUGGCUCAACCUCCAGUGGCUUAUGCUUCUGCUGCACCGUUCCCUUUCCUCCCAGCUCCUUCCUUCUAUUCUCCAUAAUAAAACCAUUGAGCAAGCUCUUGCAAAUUUUUUUGGAGACAGAAGUCAAGAACAUUCUGAUUUUUGUUUUUCAGUUUACAUCUUUGUGGUUAUUAAUAAGGAAGUGGAGAACGCAUACAAAUUUUACGUUUUUUUGCUCCACAUACAUUAAUUGUAUUUUUCCAAAGUUAUGUUUCAUAUGAAACAAUAUACACUCUCUGGUUAAACGAGACU